UUGCAGGCAUGGCCAAUAAGCGGUGGAAUUGCAAGGGAGUGCGCUACAGGUCAUCAAGAACUCAUACUUACUGGUCAUAAAGACGGUUCAGUACGUUUUUGGCAAGCGUCUGGAGAAAACCUUCAAUUUUUGUAUCGUCUCAAAACAACAUCUCAUUUUGAAAGACUGGAAGAAUGGGAAGGCUGCGAAAAGGUUUCUCAUGCUGUAAAAUCAAUUGAGCUUUGCGUUGAGGUGAGAAGCUUUGCCACUUGGCCAUUUCUGCCCUAUUCCAAUGAUGUUUUCCAGUCUCGACUACUUCUUGUAUGCGGUGUCUCAGGACAAGUUACCCUAUUUCGUUUUACAAAAACGGAAAGUAUGAAUACUAUAGCGGUGAGGAGAUACUUAUAA
Messenger RNA from Cooperia oncophora, 387 nucleotides. NCBI's taxonomy places the organism in Eukaryota, Metazoa, Nematoda, Chromadorea, Rhabditida, Trichostrongylidae. The record is from the annotation of a GenBank genome assembly.